Molecule: messenger RNA, 406 nt
Organism: Vanessa atalanta (red admiral)
Lineage: Eukaryota; Metazoa; Arthropoda; Insecta; Lepidoptera; Nymphalidae
Exons: 2
Coding region: 17-331 (104 amino acids)
Source: RefSeq, a predicted model, not a curated record
AUCUUUUUAUUUUAUUAUGAAUUCCAAAUUAGUAAGUUUUCUUGUACUUUUGACAAUCGUUCAAAGUUUCGGCCAUGAAGGCUGGGAGCCGUGGAAUGAAGAAGUAGCGCGUGGAACGACGGUUGGCUUGGCCUGCGAUCAUCCAUUCUGCGUGGCACCUUGUCCAGGAACUGCACCUCCUCGCUACUGUCCUGCAAACAUGACCAAGUGUAUAUCUGGUUGUGCAUGCAUGCUCGAGUGCCAAUCGCCAACAUACGUCUGUUUUCCAACGAAAUAUUGCAUUUCAAGACGUAGAUAUUUGUCGAAAAGGCCAACUACUGCGAUUGUUUAACCUCAAAUUAAAUACGGAACUAUAAAUAGAUGGUGACCGAAUAAAUUGUUAUCAAAAUAAAUUUCUUUUGAUAUA